This is a messenger RNA of Puntigrus tetrazona (Sumatra barb), 1067 nucleotides long. RefSeq names its product T-cell surface antigen CD2-like. The transcript has 6 exons. The record is from RefSeq and is a predicted model, not a curated record. Lineage: Eukaryota; Metazoa; Chordata; Actinopteri; Cypriniformes; Cyprinidae. Bases 71 to 949 code for a protein of 292 amino acids.
CUCACUCAGACAUUGGUUGGUUACCAACGUCUCAUUUUUAGGUAAGGAGUACAUCCAUCUUUUUAAAGAAAUGUUUCGCAUGUUUGUUCUGUUCGGUUUGUGCUGUUGGCAACUGGCCGGUGUGUUCGGUGAUUCAGUGUCAGUGAUGGAGGGAGAUUCUGUCACUUUAAACACUGACGUUAUCGACGAUUACAUGCUGUGGAAAUUUGGGGCUGAAAAGUCUCUCAUUGCUAAAAUACAAAAAAGCAAGAAUCGGUUGUCCACAUAUGAUGGUCCUGAUGAGAGAUUCAGAGACAGACUGAAGCUGGACGAUCAAACUGGAUCUCUGACCAUCACGAACAUCUCGACUCAACACGCUGGACUCUAUAAACUACAGAGAAGUGGAGCAAAACUUACAUCGAAAACAUUCAGUAUUUCUGUCUAUGUUCGUCUGCCUGUUCCCGUCAUCAGCAGUAACUCUACAAACUGUUCAUCAUCAUCUUGUUCAUUGUUGUGUUCGGUGGUGAACGUGAGUCAUGUGACUCUCUCCUGGUACAAAGGAAACAGUUUAUUGUCCAGCAUCAGUGUGUCUGAUCUCAGCAUCAGUCUCUCUCUACCUCUGGAGGUGGAAUAUCAGGAUAAAAACACCUACAGCUGUGUGAUCAACAACCCCAUCAGAAACCAGACCACACAUCUGAACAUCAGUCAGCUCUGUCAGACAUGUGCAGAUGAAGGCCUACCUUUACUAAACGUAGUGCUGAUUUCAGCCGCUGCCUUCGGGUUUCUAUUGAUUGUACUUGCAGUCCUCUGCAUCUUCUGCGUCUGCAAGAAAAGUCGAAAAACAGUUAUUGUUAAGGCAGUCUACAGACGGAAAGAAGAGAGACGGGAUUCAGAAUUGUGUAAAACAAAAACAAAGCAAAAGAAAUCGAAGAAGGAGGCUGUUUAUGAAAAUGUUCCUAAAAGACGAUGAUCAAAUAAUCAAAUUUUAUAUGUAUUUAUCUGAGAAAAUGUUCUAUUUUAGUUGAUCAGGAAAUGUACGUACAGUGAUGUCCAUUAUUAAACAUUUCAACCUUCACUCUCUUCCAUCC